GUGAUCUGACAGCCAGGACCCAUCACAGCUCUACAGUGCGCAUGCGCAGUCUGUACAGUGUGGUUGAUGGUCCAUCGACUUGUGUGUUUGUCUGAGCCCCGGGAACCCGAUCAGCUGCACUUUUCUGUGUGUGUGUUAGUGCAGCUGCACGGUUUACAGCUCGAGGGAUAUUAUUGGAGCUCGUCGUUAUAAAUAUGUCUACAAACAAAGUGAAGAAAGUGAAAAUGGCCACCAAAUCAUGCCCGGAGUGUGACCAACAGAUUCCUGUGGCUUGUAAAUCCUGUCAUUGUGGCUACGUCUUCAUAAGCCGAAAGCUUCUCAAUGCCAAAUUAAAUGAGAGGUCUCCAGUAAUGGACAAUGUGGAGGCAAAGAGAAGACGAACAGAAAGAAUCAGAAAAGAGAAGAUCAACUUAACCUCUACCAGUGAUAUGGAAAACAGGAGAGGACCCCGUUCCAGCAGUCAGUCAGAUCCCAUUCGCAGAGGACGAGGCAGACCCAAAACUGUUGGGCUGAAGAAGCAGGAGGAAGAAAAAGAGAAACAAGAAAAGGAGGUAGACAUUUACGCCAACCUCUCCGAUGAGAAGGCUUUUGUGUUCUCAGUGGCCUUGGCUGAGAUUAACCGCAAAAUUCUGGGCCAGAGACUCAUCCUGUAGCAGGCGUUGGGAACGGUUGCAGCUAAAACUCAGGACUAUUACUACGUGUGCGUCCCAUAUGUCCGUUUAAAAGCGGGUGGGAAACUCUGACCCGGAAAGACUUAAACCCCUGCGUGUGUGGCCGAAGCUCAGUGGUGCUCCCGUGAAUCGGUGGGGUUUCAUUCAGACGGCCGGUUUGUGUAUGAGGAGACAUGAGUGAGAAGUGGUGUAAUGAUAAGUGGUGUAGGAGUCGAUCUAUUUUAAUGGCAAUUUUACGGAAUGUUCUAAAUGUUGCUACCAGUCGUUUCUUAAAAUGUCAAGCUUUUUAUUGGGGGACAGUGGGUUCACCAAAAGAGCAAUUUAUGUGCAAAUUAUGACUGGUGCCAUUAUUCAGACUGGGAUCUACUCAAAUAUUUAGGUGCCAGUGAACCAUAUUUCAUAAUUAAUCUAACGGGAGCUGAAGCCAAGGAAAUGCCGGAUUAAUGGUUAUUUAUUAUGCCUGAAACACUUUAAUUUAAGUGCGUUUUUUUUUUACCUUUUGGUAUUGUUUUAUGAAUGGUAACAGCAUACAUGUGUAAAAUUCAUCCUGUAUAAAUAUAUAUAUUAAAUUCAAUUGCAUUUAAACUUGUGGUUUUAUUUUUAGGGGAAGUUAAUUGCUUCCAUUCCUUCUCAUACGUCAUCAUCCCUUCUUUUAAGAUGGAUUUGGAGCAGGAAAAAUGCCUAUGGCGGCUCGUAGAGAGAGCUCAUAUUUCAGCUGUCUUCUAAAACUCUACUCAAACUCAAUCACUUUGUUUCAGUUCUUCACAGGCAGUAUUUCACCAUGAGCAGGGAUCCAGACUCAAAUGUGUUGAAUAAAAUGCAUGCGGAUUGUCCUGAUAUUAAAUGAAAAUGUAAUGUUUGGUAUUUAUAUAACAUUAUUAUUUACAAGGAGCCUAGACCAUGUUGAACAUGUUGUAUUCCACCUCAGUUCGGAUCGUGUUCACUUCCCUUCGAGAGCAGCAUCCGCAGACAGUCUUUUUUCCCAAAGCUUCAUCCCCAAGCAACAACUCUCCUCAGAGAAUCAGACUGCUGUGGUUUCCACAGAGAUGACGGAUCACCGGCUCUAGAUUCUCUUUUAGAUGUGUCACUGACUUGACCCCAGUAACCUUUGGGAUUCUUAAAGGGCAUGUUAAGGAAUAAUUAAUAUUGUAAAGCAUGUCUACUUAAUAGUACACACUAUGUCUCUUUGGUCAUUUGAUCAAGAAACCAAAACAAAUGGGCCAAAUUUGGGAGUAUUGUGGGAGUUUGAAAAAAAAAAUAGAGCCUUAAAAAACUGUAGAAUAAAAUUUAUGAAUGAUUAAACAAUGAGGUGUGUAACAAUAAAAGUGUGAAAUGAGCAGAAACCGCAACUGUAAGGGGAGACAUGUGAAGAGAUAAACGCUGCAUUUAUCUUCACGUACAUGACACAAGGGUUGAUGAGUUGCACCAGUUUCAGGAGAAUAACCAGUGGGGAUUUUUGCUUGUGGCAAUGUUUUUCUGUGUGAUUAUUAAAAAGCUGAAACUGUUAUCAUAUCUGCUUUCGUGGGUUUCGGUGACAUGAUGAUGUAAUGAGUCACUGUUGUUGGUGUUUUUAGUCUGAAUGGUUUUAAGGUGAACGGCAGACGGCGUGUCUUUCUGUGGUGGUGGUGGUGACGAGGGCCUGAUCUUGUUUGGCACUGAUUCUUAGCUCCCAGUGGACAUCCUCAGUGCGAAUCACAAUCUCUGGCACUUUACCUGGAGGACAGGAAUAAA
Messenger RNA from Carassius auratus (goldfish), 2402 nucleotides. Its product is annotated as UPF0547 protein C16orf87 homolog. NCBI's taxonomy places the organism in Eukaryota, Metazoa, Chordata, Actinopteri, Cypriniformes, Cyprinidae. The record is from RefSeq and is a predicted model, not a curated record. The coding region runs from base 195 to 653 and encodes 152 amino acids. The transcript is spliced from 4 exons.